AUGAAGGCACUCGUUACCAUAAUACUCUUUCUGGCAGGCCUGACCUCCGCCCAAUUUCAGUUCUUCGAGCAGUUCUUCCACGGAGGCCAGCAGAACCAAGCACCUCAGGAGAAACAAAAUGUCCCCAGUGAUUCCAAUUGGUAUCGCCAGAACUGGGACGGAGCAACUUGCAACAAUUACUUGUGCCCGGAUACACUCGCCUGUGUUCAUUUUCCGCACCACUGCCCAUGUCCGCAUCCCGACGUGGAAGACAAAGUCGAACUCGGAGACGGCAUAGCCAUCUGCGCCAGCAAAGGAGGUUUCAAGGUCGGCGAGACGGUGCGCAAAAUCGAGUUGGCGAGAAAGGGUCUGCUGUGA
Fonsecaea erecta is the source of this 357-nucleotide messenger RNA. Its product is annotated as long chronological lifespan protein 2. Lineage: Eukaryota; Fungi; Ascomycota; Eurotiomycetes; Chaetothyriales; Herpotrichiellaceae. The transcript is spliced from 2 exons. Bases 1 to 357 code for a protein of 118 amino acids. The record is from RefSeq and is a predicted model, not a curated record.